Messenger RNA from Daldinia caldariorum, 1282 nucleotides. RefSeq lists its product as uncharacterized. NCBI's taxonomy places the organism in Eukaryota, Fungi, Ascomycota, Sordariomycetes, Xylariales, Hypoxylaceae. Bases 265 to 951 code for a protein of 228 amino acids. The transcript has a single exon. The record is from RefSeq and is a predicted model, not a curated record.
GUACAACUUCCCUAUUAGACCCCUCAUAAUGUCCAUCCCAGACUGCUAGGUACAAACAAGUCUUGGUUGUUUCCCAACCAUCUGAAUAUUUUCAAUUGUAAGUGCCAUACGUACCUAAUAAAAGGCAGUACAUGCCACGGUAGGCUGGAAAUCUCUUCUUCAUCUCGCAGAUCAUUCCCCUCUCUCAAGUUGCAAGGUGCCAAAACUCGCGGCCCUCAAACCAGUCCAAGCAGAAAUCCACACUCCCUUGAGCCGUUCUUCAACAUGCAUCCAAACCUGUCCAUCUCUCUUUUCUUUAUCCUGGCUGUAUUAGAUCCUUCUGCUACAGCGUUGCCUUUCAUUAUACGGAAAAAACACCCAACCAAGUCGUUGGCUGCUCGCGCUACCUAUUCUGUAGUCCCGAUCGGCGGGAACGGAGAUGGCUCAGGUUCGACGAAGACUCCUGGCACGGUUGAGACGGUUGUUAUGACUCCUACCCCGAGUACGAGGACAGUUUUCGAGACCUCUCCGCCCGUCACCAACACUAUAGUGAUUACUGCAAGUCCUGCGACGCAGACUGUGGCUACUACGAUCUCUAUCAUAGAUAUUCAACCCGUAACCAGCAUUGUAACCACCACCGUGACUGAAGACGACGAUGUAUCAACUUCUACAUCUUUAGCCCACCCAAGCACAGCUUCUGCCUCAACGACGACGUCAUCAUCCGCAUCGCUAUCAUCAUCCAGGUCUGUCAUCUCGUCAACCACGCUCGCGGCACCGUCAAGCACGGUAGCCACAUCAGCUCUGCCAACGACGUUCACCACUGCCCCUUCCACAACUGCAUGGACAACAUCCAUACCAGCAGCCACUAGUUGGGUAUGGAGCUCGAGUACUUCUCAUGACGACGGCUCGUGGCACACAUCCUACCCCGCCUGGAACGGCACCGUGAGCCGUCGAUUUGCUCGUCAGCAAUGAGACUGGCAAUGGCCCUUUUCAAUCAUUGAUGCCUGCCUCUCUGGCAACUUAACGUAGGGGAGUUUUUUCGGGGGGGGGGCGCGAUUAUGAGAUAUAGGUAUGGACUAAUGUAUAAAUGAAGGAGACCAGGUCACUCGGCCUAGUUGCGGAACGAUUAAUGAAACUUGCGCAAACCAAGCGCUGGGGCGCGUCGAAUCAGGGGUUAUAGUGGUGAGAAAGACGAGCAUGGAAGGAUUCAUUUCUAUGUGACAUAGUUUUACUCAUACUUCUUAUCAUAUAUGUCACGCAACAAUAUAGCGCGAAGAUUUACAUGUCCAAUGUAAGGGUCCAA